Messenger RNA from Sander lucioperca (pikeperch), 1036 nucleotides. Its product is annotated as myelin and lymphocyte protein-like. The record is from RefSeq and is a predicted model, not a curated record. The transcript is spliced from 4 exons. Gene Ontology annotation, cellular component: membrane. Gene Ontology annotation, molecular function: structural constituent of myelin sheath. Gene Ontology annotation, biological process: myelination. Bases 49 to 507 code for a protein of 152 amino acids. NCBI's taxonomy places the organism in Eukaryota, Metazoa, Chordata, Actinopteri, Perciformes, Percidae.
GAGCUGCAGCAGCUGUGAGAGGCGCUCAGAGCGAGCAGACACAGCAGGAUGGCUUCCAACACCGGCACCAUGGCAAACCUCCCCAGAGGGAUUGGAAUAUGUACCACCAUCCCAGACAUCUUCUACCUGCCAGAACUGAUUUUCGGCGGGCUGGUGUGGAUCCUGGUGGCGUGCACGCUGGUGGUGCCGGCAAACCCCCAGGCCUGGGUCAUGUUCGUGUCCGUCUUCUGCUUCGUCAUGACCUUCAUCUGGAUGGUGGUGUUCGCCUGCGACGGCCAUCACAACAGCAGCAGCUGGGCGGCAGCAGACUUUGCGUAUCACGGCAUCGCCGCCUUCUUCUACCUCAGCGCCGCUGUGUCUUUGGCCAAAGUGACCCUGGACCUGAACAACGGGACCAGCUCCAAAAACUACCAGCUGGACAUCGCUGCAGUGGUCUUCUCGUACGUGGCGACACUCCUCUACUUCAUCCACACCAUCCUGUCUGCCAUCCGCUGGAAGUCCUUCUAGCAGCGCGCUGACGCUGACGGAGACUGACUGCUGAGGUUUUUCAUUCAGGAAUCUGUGAAGCAACAUCUGGAUCGCCGUCGCAUCGCUCAGCGUCCGGCUGUCUGAAGCACCAGGGGUUUCUGGGAUUUAAAGUGAAGUUUGGCCCACCCGGUGGGAGUGGGUUGUGUCAAAUGAACGAGUUCAGUCAACAGCCAGAGUCACAAAAACACAAACAAUUUGAAUGUUUGUCACACUGGUUUUACUGCAGGGCUGUUUCUGAGGGUUUCUAUUUUUCUGUCCACCCUCACAUGUUAUCAUGUACUCCUCCUCGGUGCAUCUUUACCACUUUCCCUUUAGUUUGGUCUUUUUAUUUUGCUCUCAGCUGAUUUUAUAUUUUUAUAAGUUGUCCUAACACAAGAAUCACAUUAAAAGUGGAUCAAUCCAGAUGUUUUUGUAGAUUUAAGCCUUCAUAAGUCUGUUUAUACUUUGUUUUUGUAUAACAUUUUGAGACUGCUAAAGUCAUUGAAAAAUGAAUAAAUGUGUUUGUUUU